Molecule: messenger RNA, 1116 nt
Organism: Diutina rugosa
Lineage: Eukaryota; Fungi; Ascomycota; Pichiomycetes; Serinales; Debaryomycetaceae
Product: NAD(P)/FAD-dependent oxidoreductase
Exons: 1
Coding region: 1-1116 (371 amino acids)
Cellular component (GO): cytoplasm
Molecular function (GO): flavin adenine dinucleotide binding; electron-transferring-flavoprotein dehydrogenase activity
Source: RefSeq, a predicted model, not a curated record
AUGGUCGAUUGCAUCAAAAACAAAUCUACCAACGACCUGAAUCCACCCACCAUUGUCGUGGUAGGAGGGCUGUGGUCCGGCGUGUCGGUGGUGAGACUGAUCCUCCAACAAUCGCACCCAGCCAAGGUGAUCCUUGUAUCGGCUCUGGAGCAAGCCUAUAACAACACUGCUGCUCCGAGACUUUUUGUCAAGCCUGAGCUUGUGGCUCAGACGGUGGUUGAUCUCCGUUUACUUGAAAAGCGUAAGGGGAAGCACGAGUUUGAAUUGGUGGUGGGUACUGCUACUAAGCUUGAUGUCGCUAAUAAUGAGCUUACAGUGGACACUCAGCUGGAACCGAUCAAAUACGAUUAUAUUGUGUUGGCCACGGGUCAACGGAGUGAAAUCCACGCGUUUAAACCUCAUGGCGAUGUGAGAAAACUGGUUGAUUCGGUUAAUGAAAUUAGUAAGGCGAUUAAGCAGGCUCAAAGCAUCUGUAUUGUUGGUGGCGGGGCUACGGGAGUGGAAGUGACGGGUGAAAUUGCUAAAGCAUAUCCUAAAAAGCUGGUGACGUUGAUUACCGGUGACAAAGAUGGUCCGUUAAAGCCGUUUGGGGCCAAGACCAGUCAGGCGGCGGAGAAGCGGUUGAACGACUUGAAAGUGACUGUGAUUAAUAAGAUGGGUGAGGUUAACGGUAAUAAAGUCACGUUUAAGGACGAUGAGAGCAAACUGAAGAUAUUCGACUUGGUGAUCCCUACUUUCGGGUAUACCCCGAACACCAGCUUUAUUCCCAAACAGUACUUGGACGAUAAGGAUUACGUGAAUGUUGAUGAUCAUUUUAAGGUUAAAGGUACUGACAACGUGUUUGCCACCGGAGACUGUGCUCUGACCACGGCAAAGUCGGCGGCUGACAUUAACUUGGUACAACUGCUGGUGAUUCAAAACACGAUCAAACGGGAAAUGUUUGGUGAAAACAUCUCGCCUAAGCAGUAUCAAACGGCCCCCUUGACCAGUCUCGUCCCUGUGGGUCCCGAUGGCGGCGUUGGUAAACUUUGGGGCUGGAGAGUACCCAGUAUUUUCGUGUGGUACGCUAAGGGAAAAGACUUUAUGAUUCCCAAGACCGAAAGCUUGUUGACUUAG